This is a messenger RNA of Gongylonema pulchrum, 264 nucleotides long. The record is from the annotation of a GenBank genome assembly. NCBI's taxonomy places the organism in Eukaryota, Metazoa, Nematoda, Chromadorea, Rhabditida, Gongylonematidae.
AUGAGCAACGCAUAUUAUGUACAUUAUUCGCAAAAACUUGAACCAAUACAGAAGAAGGUGGAAGAAGCAAAGCAACAAAUUUUGACACCUUUAGAGAAGCUGGACACUCCUGGAAAAGCAGCUGUGCAAAACGAUCAUGAAAUCUGUUUUGUUGGCGAUGAAGCAUACCGCGAGCUGUCACGAGUGGACCCGGAGGCCGAGAAAAAACUUUUGAAAGCAAUCGAAGAAGAUGAUAGUGCAAAAUACAAAAAGCCUGCCGAGUAA